AUGAAGAAAUGGUUUCUGAUCGCAGCGACGGUGGCGAUAAUCGCCGUGAUCGCGAGGCAAGGCACCGGAGGAUGGAACAAGGAAGCGGCGUUAGAAGCUUUGAAAGAAAUGUCGAAUCGGCUCGGGAUUUGGGCGAUUCCGACGUACGUAGCGGUCCACACCGUAACUUUAGCGCUAUGCCUCCCUCACGCCGUCUUCUUUGAAGCUGGUGCUUCUAUGCUCUUCGGCUUCCUCCCCGCUCUCCUCUGUGUUUUCUCCGCCAAAGUCCUCGCCGCUUCCUUCUCCUUCUGGAUCGGCAGGUUUGUGUUCAAGAGUUCAAGCACAGCAACAGCGUGGGCACAUAGAAACAAAUACUUCAACAUUCUGUCAAGAGGAGUCGAGCGCGAUGGUUGGAAGUUUGUUCUUCUUGCAAGAUUCUCGCCAAUCCCUUCCUAUGUCAUAAACUACGCAUUAGCAGCAACGCAAGUCCGGUUUCUAGCUGAUUUUCUCUUUCCUACGGUGAUCGGCUGCCUCCCGAUGAUCUUGCAGAACGCAUCAGUCGGUAGCCUCGCUGGUAUGGCUGUGGCUUCGGUAGCCGGAGAGAAGAAAACUCAGGUCUGGGGUUAUGUCUUCCCGGUGCUUGGUGUACUGUCAAGCGUUCUAAUCACAAUGAGGAUUAGAAAGUACUCAGCUGGAAUUACAGAGGCAUCGGCAGAUACAUGUACACCGUCUACUAACAGCUCUAGUUUAGCUUCGUCUGAUAUCUCAAAUCCCGCUUAUGGAACCGAUGGAUCCAAGAAAAGUGAGUGA
This is a messenger RNA of Microthlaspi erraticum, 789 nucleotides long. NCBI's taxonomy places the organism in Eukaryota, Viridiplantae, Streptophyta, Magnoliopsida, Brassicales, Brassicaceae. The record is from the annotation of a GenBank genome assembly.